This is a messenger RNA of Anthostomella pinea, 1899 nucleotides long. Lineage: Eukaryota; Fungi; Ascomycota; Sordariomycetes; Xylariales; Xylariaceae. The record is from the annotation of a GenBank genome assembly.
AUGGCUCCCCUAGGAGACUUCGGACCUGCCCCAGGGGGUAUUCACCUACAAGACAGUCAAACCACCAGCGUUGUCGCUUGGGCAGUCUCCAUGGGCGUCUUGGGUACUCUAGCUGUGGCAACUCGCAUUGCUGCGCGGCUCAUCAGAUCAGGCGCAGGUCUUGCGGUCGACGAUUUCUUCAUUGUGGCGGCUUUGGUCUUUGCCCUAGCUACAGUGGCUCUCUGUCUCACCAGCAUCCCUUUCGGAGGCGGAAAACACCUCUGGUCCCUAACAUUCGACGAUUUCAACAAGCUGUGGCAAACAACCUAUGCUUUCGUGCUGAUAUACGCCACCUGUGUUUCGCUCACCAAGGCCUCCAUUCUUUUGUUUUACCGAAGAAUAUUUGGGGCUAGCUGGGCAUACAAGAUCUGUAUGGGUCUUGUCGGCGGGUACUGGAUCUCAAUCGCCAUCGCUUGGCUGUCAGGCUGUCGUCCAGCAUCCUACUUCUGGAAGCAGUUCACCGAUCCUACAGCUAAGGGAUACUGCAUGGACACUUCGUUAUUCUAUUUCGUGAAUGGCAUAUGUGCCAUGCUGAUAGACGUAUGCAUCCUGCUUGUGCCAAUGCCUACAAUUUACAAGUUGCAGAUGCCCCCGGGUCAGAAGCUAAUUGUUUGUGGGAUUCUCCUGCUCGGGUCGUUCGUCUGCGUUGCCAGCAUGGUCCGCAUUGUCAUGAUGAACCGCCUUGUCAAAGCCCAGGAUUUCACCUGGGCCAUGGCGCAGGUCUUCAUCUGGUCUUGCUGCGAACCUUUCAUCGGUAUUCUCUGCGCUUGUCUUCCGACAUAUGCUCCUCUCCUGCAGCGAUGGUGGAAGACUGAUGGCGCGUCCCGAAAGAAAACGAGUGGACUGACGCAGAACAGCUCCGGGUCCUAUGACACACCAAGAAGAACCUGGGGUCGCCUCCACGAGAGUGAUAGCAAAAUUCGGAAUGAUGACGAGGUAGAGCUUACCACCGACAUCAGGGCAGGAGUUGGGUCCAAUAUGGGCUCCGUCGUCGUCGGCGAUGAUGAUCCUGUCCUUGUACAGGGUCCCAUCGCUUUCGCCGCGUCCGUGCAAAUCCCGGAACACACAGCCCAGCAACUCGCACGAGAGGAAAAGCUCGAGGAGAUAGUCUCCAAAAAAGUGGACUGGAGGGACUUCUCCGACGCAAUCAGUCUCUUCGAUCUGAACUCCCAGAAGACUCGCAGACUCUUCGAUGACAGGUCCAAAGACUAUAACGCAAUCACCGAGCUGCGGCCGCUUGGCGCCAAGAUACUGGUGGACGAGCUGAGCAACACCUUCCUCAAAGCUGCUGACCAGAGCCUCUUCGAGUCGACGAAGACUCUAGAGGCUCUGGUGUCGACGUUGUCAACCUUUGAGACGACCGACCCCCGAGACACCAUCUACGCCUUUGUGAACAUUGCUAGGGAUACCUAUUCCGAGUCCGCUUCGAGGAUCUCACCGGCUGAGAUGGAAGUUCCGCCGCCGACGCCCGUUCACACGAAGGACCUCCUGGUAGUCUACACAGACUUCGUCCGGUAUGUAAUUGCGAGCAGCAAGUCUCUGGACAUCAUCUGCCGCCAAUGGGCUUUGACUGAAAGAAAGACCAAGACGGUCAUGUACGAUCAGCUGGUCGAGCUCCCGUCAUGGAUCAAGACGAAUGGUGACAGUUUUGUCGGUCUACCCAACGCCAGAUGCUACAAUGCCUCGCGCAGCAAGGAGCCAGUGGUUCGUUUUGGCAUGGUCCCGGAAUCAGAAGGUGUCCCCGGUUCAUCCUUGCUCAAUGGCAUCGAUGAAGGAACGCAGCGUACCGCCACAAAUCCUACUCACAGUCGAGACAACUCGCCAUCGAAUGAGUCACAGGCGAUGCAGCCAGGCCCAUGA